AUGGGAAAGAACCAAACUCUCGGCGCGCGCGCCUGUGUGAAUAUGUCAGAGACCUCCUCCACAUCCCAAGGCGAAUCAAGCACCCUCCAAGGAUCAGCCGCCCAGCCGUUAAAUAGAUCCUGCGAGUCUUGCCGAAGUCUCAAGGUCCGCUGCCUCCCCAGCCCAACCACGUCUAACCAAUGCCAGCGAUGCGCCAAGGGCAAGCGAUCCUGCGUCUUCGUGGCGCCGCAGAGACGGCGGCCCCGGAAGCGGACGGAUUCGCGCGUUGCACAGCUCGAGAAGGAGAUGCGGAUGAUGCGUUCGCUCUUGAAAAAUCGUAUCCCCGAGGAAGAGGAACCGGAUUCCAGUGACGACAGCGACGGGGACGAUGUUCAGGAUGAAUCGGCCGAUACGGACGCUAAGAGCACUCUCGCAUUGCGGGACAAUUCGACUCACUCGUCCGAGGAUGUCCGUUAUAUGGAUUGUUCCCCUGAAUUGCUGAAUACCCCGCACUCCGGCGUGCAUGGUAGUGGUGGCUUUUCAGCGCCGCCGAUUUUCACGGAUAUGCCGGCUCGCCAUGAAUCGCUGCGGGAGAGGCUUCCUCCGGCGGACGACGUGAUCGAUCGGGGAAUUCUCUCCCUCGAAGAUGCGGAGCAAUUGGUGGCGUAUUUCAUUCACGAACUUGCAUUUUUCUUUCCAUUGGUCGUCUUGCCUUCGAACACCACGGCAGCUCAACUGCGACAAACAAAGCCAGUCCUCUUUCUCUCCGUGAUUGCUGCGACAUCCAUAUCCGUCGACGCAGGAUUGGCAACCGUGUUGAACCGUGAGAUGGUUCGCCUCUAUUCUGAGAGGUUCUUCAUCGAAGGCGAAAAAUCACUGGAGCUAGUGCAAGCGCUGCUGCUGAUGAUCAUAUAUUAUUUCCCGCCCGCCUCGCCUUUGAAGCUGCAGAUUUAUCAGUACACGCACAUCGCCUCGACGAUGGCGUUAGAAAUUGGGUUAGCUAAUAAACGUCGUGUCUCGAAAAAGUCCGAUCGCAAAGGCAGCAGGCAUGACGAGCUGCUUGCUGAGCAGGCGAGGACAGUUCUCGGCUGCUACCAUCUCGGUUCGAGCGUUGCGAUGAAAACCCGUCGCCCAAAUAUGCUCCAGUUCAACGACUGGAUGACAGAGUCUCUCAAACACCUAGAAAACUCGCCGCAUCGAACGGAUCAACAUGUAGCGACAUGGUUCGAGCUCCAACGAAUAACCGACGAAGCAAUGUCCUCAUUCGGUCUAGACGACACCAGUACCACAUCACCCCUAACCGAGUCGCGGGUCCAAGCCGUGCUACGCUGGUUCGACAAGCGGCUCGAGACGUGGAAGAGGAACAUUCCACCAGAUAUGCUGACCGGUAAGAAACCCCAGUCCUCUCGCUGUGUCAUGAUUCAUCCAAAAUCAAUGCUAACGAAUUCCAUCAAACCAGUCCCCAUGAUCCUCGAAUACCGCUACACAGCACUGGCAAUGUACGAACUGGGCGUAGGAGAAGGCUACCGCGACCCAGACGCAAUAAAACGACGAUAUUUCACGCUGCCGACCCUCGAUGGAGAAAACAACAGCGGCAGCGAAGCACCGGACGCCCCACUCAGCGCAAUCCGCAUCGACAUCAAGGUGAAAUGGAUGAACGCCGCACAUGAGUUGCUGGACGCCGUGCUGGUCUGCAGCACGGACACUCUGCGUAAACUCCCAAAUCUCACGUACACUCGGUUCGCGAUGGCCGUGACAUCCCUGCUGAAAAUACACUUCUCCGUGCGAACCGGUGCUCUCGGGGAAGUCGUCACGGCGCAGGCCGUGAAUGUGGCUUUCUAUCUCGAUGCCUUAGCCAGAAAGCUAAGCGAGGCCAGUGCCGGGGGCAAAUACCUUAUCCCCAGUCGGUGGUAUCAUGUCGUGGGCGUUAAGGGCCAGGAUUGGUAUGACCGGCUGGAGAGGCGCCAAAAUGGAGGGAUAGUAGCUGGUUCUCAAGUCGUAUCGGAAAGCCCGCCGAUCGGCACCACAAAAUCGAUCACAGCAUCACACCCUACCCAAAACCAAAACCAAGUGCAAGUGCAAGACACACAUUUGGAUCAGGUCCCAGCAACGAUGGACUCCUUCCCCGGCGUCCCCAUGCCCCCAAUGCCGCCGGCGAUAGACGGGUACGUAGCGAUGGGCGGUGCGGGCAUGUGGGCCAUGGACGGCGGGAAUAACCCGAAUUUCUACGCCAUGAGCGCGGCGGGCUAUCAGCCCUCGGUGACGCAUGCGCAGGCGAUUUUGCCACCUCAGUUUGCCUACGAGCCGCAGAGGAUGCCGGUUAGUGCUGCUGGGCAGCAUAUGGCUAGGGCGGGCAUGGAGUUGGAUGGGUGGCUUCCUGAUGGGAGUAUCUUUGGGAUGCAGCCUUUGCCUGAAUUUUGA
Molecule: messenger RNA, 2400 nt
Organism: Penicillium psychrosexuale
Lineage: Eukaryota; Fungi; Ascomycota; Eurotiomycetes; Eurotiales; Aspergillaceae
Exons: 1
Coding region: 1-2400 (799 amino acids)
Biological process (GO): DNA-templated transcription; regulation of DNA-templated transcription
Cellular component (GO): nucleus
Molecular function (GO): DNA-binding transcription factor activity, RNA polymerase II-specific; zinc ion binding; transcription cis-regulatory region binding
Source: RefSeq, a predicted model, not a curated record